Vittaforma corneae ATCC 50505 is the source of this 696-nucleotide messenger RNA. RefSeq names its product small GTP-binding protein domain protein. Gene Ontology annotation, biological process: protein import into nucleus; ribosomal subunit export from nucleus. NCBI's taxonomy places the organism in Eukaryota, Fungi, Microsporidia, Nosematidae. Gene Ontology annotation, molecular function: GTP binding; GTPase activity. Bases 1 to 696 code for a protein of 231 amino acids. The record is from RefSeq and is a predicted model, not a curated record. The transcript has a single exon. Gene Ontology annotation, cellular component: cytoplasm; nucleus.
AUGCAAGUUUUUGAAGGACCAGAAGAGCCAAAUCUCACCGAGCCAGUUCUCCAAAAGGAACCAAAUAAAACCUACAAGUUCAAAAUAUGCUUGGUUGGUGACGGCGGUACUGGGAAGACCACAUUCAUAAAUAAAGUUCUGAAUGGGGAUUUCAUUUCAAAGUAUUAUGCUACCCAGGGAGCAGUAACGAAGUUCUUAACUCUAGGAAUUGGGGAGAACUCUUAUGUAAAGUACGAAGUUUGGGACACUGCAGGCCAGGAGAAGAAUGUGGGACUUAGAGACGGAUACUACAUUGGUGCAAUAGCAGGGUUCUUUUUCUUUGAUGCAAAUAGCCGUGAGACAAUGGCCAAUAUUCCCAAGCACAUGAAAGCAUUUUACAAUGCAUGUGGAGUAGAAAAUCCGAAGAUGUUUAUUCUGGCCAAUAAAAUUGACAUAGCCAAGAACAUGUGCGACUUUAGUAAGUAUGCACCAAAGGUGGCACAUUAUAACCCAGAGUUUGUUGAGAUAAGUGCCAAAACAGGAUAUAAUUUUGAUAAGCCAUUUACAAAACUGACUAGAUCGCUGUUCAAUGAUCCUAGUCUUAAUCUUACGGCCAACAUCAGUCUUGAAUCUGUAGACUUUAACUAUGACAUUCUUGCUGGCACACCGUCAGUUGAGGAUGCAUCUAAGAUUGCUGAUCUGGCACCUGAGGAAUAA